This is a messenger RNA of Closterium sp. Naga37s-1, 1161 nucleotides long. The record is from the annotation of a GenBank genome assembly. Lineage: Eukaryota; Viridiplantae; Streptophyta; Zygnematophyceae; Desmidiales; Closteriaceae.
AUGGCGCACGCCGUUACCGUCGCACACUCCAGCGCCGGGCUGCAAGCGCGCCAAGCGCAACUGGGGGGGAGCAGCAGCGACAAGGCGUUGCCGGCGCGCGCCCUUCCAACGCGGAGAGCGCGCUUGACAAAGAAUGCCUCGCUGGUUCGUCGCAACGAGUCGCGCAGUAGCGCGAAUGCAGCACGAGUCGUGCGCGCGGCGGCGGCGGCAGAAGCGGAUCCGGCGGCGGGCGUGGCGGAGUACAAGCCGCGGUCGUACGACGAGCUCGUCGCAGACGCAUCUCGCGCCGUGCAGACGGCGUUGGCGGACGGCCUCACGCGCAUCGAAGUCGACUUCCCCCCACUGCCAAGUGGAAAGGCGGGCUACGAGGGGUCAUCGGAGGAGUACAUAGAGGCCAACAUCCAGCUCGCCCUGGCGCUCGUGCGCAGGCUGCACGGCGCCACCGCCACCACCGCCAAGAUCGUGCUUCCCGACGGGCCAGAGAAGCGCCGCUGCUCCCGCCGCUUCAAAGCUGCUCUGGACAUGACGGACGGGGUGUCGCUGGGGUGUUUGGAGGACGACCCUGUGGCAGCACCGGGGCAGGCGGGCGCACUGCAACCACGCAGCGCGGGUGGAGGAGGAGGGGGCGGGUUCUUGUCGGCGCUGAAGAACGCGCUGGACCUCGACUUCGGGAGGCAGGAGACCGGCGAGUGGGCGGCAGCAACGCCGUCGGAUCUGUACAUCAUCGCCAACGCCAGCUGCCAGGAGCUGCCCGCCGUUCAGGCCUACCUCGAGAAGCUCCCCCCCGUCACGCCGGUGCUGCUCUUCAACCUGGAGCUCGACACGCUCAGGGCGGACCUGGGGCUGCUGGGCUUCCCCCCCAAGGACCUGCACUACCGCUUCCUCUCCACCUUCCGCCCCGUCUUCUACCUGCGCCCGCGCGACUACUCCAAGAGUGUGGCCGUGUCGCCAUUCAUCCUCAACUACAGCGGGGCGCUCUUCAGAAUGUACCCAGCGCCAUGGCAGGUGAUGGUGAAGCAGGAGGGCACGGGGUCGUACGUCUGUGUGGCGGAGGGGCCACAGCGCUUCCAACUCGGACAGGUGAAGGAGGAGCUGCAGCGUGCGCUGGGGCUGGGCGAGGAGGAUGGCUCCACCAUGCAGUUCCUGCGCCGCGGCUACAAG